Gigantopelta aegis is the source of this 11046-nucleotide messenger RNA. RefSeq names its product E3 ubiquitin-protein ligase rnf213-alpha-like. The coding region runs from base 1 to 10809 and encodes 3602 amino acids. The transcript is spliced from 71 exons. The record is from RefSeq and is a predicted model, not a curated record. NCBI's taxonomy places the organism in Eukaryota, Metazoa, Mollusca, Gastropoda, Neomphalida, Peltospiridae. Gene Ontology annotation, molecular function: ATP binding; ATP hydrolysis activity; ubiquitin-protein transferase activity.
AUGGACUGGACGGGAUUGGAUUUUUACGCCUUUCCCCCUCCGGUUCUGCUUGGCAAGGUUCUGGCAAAGAUCAGACAGCAACCUUGUCGUGUCACGCUCGUAGCUCCGAGUUGGGCAGCUCAAGCCUGGUUUCCUCCGCUCCUGUCACUUUUAGUGCAGGAGCCGGUGCGGUUGCCGUUGAUACCCGAUCUGCUCAGUCAGAGACUGUCGGACAGAGUGGCAUCCAAAGCCGGAGGUUUUCCGACUUCAUGCGUGGCGGUUGUCGGGGUUUCCCUCCAAAACCGAGGCUUUUCUAAACGGGUUGCUGAGCUCGUCUCCUCUUCGAAGCGCCAGUCUACGGAGAGGGUCUACCAGUGUCACUGGCGCGCUUGGGUCAUGAGUGCAGGAUUAAGGAAAGGUCGACACACGUUUGACCGGUUUUAUUGCCGUGAUAUGGCUGUUGGUCCAGACGGAAUUCUGCGGAUUCAAUCAGUCAUUGCAGGGCAGCAAGUCGUUUCGGUCGACGUUUUUCUUAGACGAGCAUUUUUCAGCUCACUGGGGAAAAUCCAUUGUUUGGCAUAUGCUGAUCUCUUGCGAUAUGAAACUGAAGAAAAGGUAGAAAAGAAGUUUAUUGACUACAUAAAAGUUGCAAAUGCUAAAGAUUGUGACUACAAACUUGUAGUUCUGUGUUCAUCAGAAAAUGAGUUCCGAGCUCGCCUUGUAGCAGCUCUUGAUCAUCAUCGCUGUCAGCUGCCAAUAAUCAGAGUGAAGACCAUCAAAGACUACCUGACAGAGAAGUUCACAGCAGUCCGUGUUGAGAAGGAUAUAAAAUCUGCAUCUUAUAUUGAUUUCUCACAAUCUACAGUGCGUAUUGUGAAAUCCAAGAGAGCUGGCAUUGGAAAGACUCUGUAUAAGAAACGUAGAGUGGCAGAACUCCGAGAACUGAAUCCCAUGUUUAGAGAUAAAGACUUGUCAGUGUCUAUUCCUUUGUAUGAGAAGAACGUUGUGAUGUCACAGGUUGCUGACAAACUCUUGCCAUGCACACUGAAACCUGGACAAAUCUUUCCAAGGAUUUUUCAUUUGAACAUUUCAUAUGAGGUCCAGGAAGGUUUGGAUUAUCUUCUGUUCAACCUGUUGAUUUUGGGGAAAGUGUCAAAUGAAAGGGGACACAUCUGGCUCCGCUCUGCCAUGGAUCUUUACUUGGUUGAAAUUAUUCCCAUUUCAGAUGUCAGAGACCACAGAAAAACCAAUGCACGGUUGAUACAUCCCAUAUUUGAAAUUCUGCCACAUGUGACAUGUUGGUCUCCACAAGACAGUUUGCAGAUCCUGACUAACACAAGUAGAACUGAUGAUUAUGAGAAGAAUGACCUGCUGUUUGAUGUGGAGGAGUUCCGGAGUGUCGUAUAUCAGCGACCGUUCCAGUAUUUGUUCCGACAGGAAAGUAAAGCGAGUCUGAGUGAUAUCGAUCCUUUGACACCACAGGGAGACCCGGCCCAGUGUCUUAUCACUCUUCUCAGACACUGUGGGGUACCAGACCCCUCGUGGGCAGAGCUCCAUCACUUUGUGUGGUUCCUGAACACUCAGCUGUGUGACUUUGAGAGAUCAGUUUUCUGCUCUCCAGAAAUCCAAGAUGAUCUUCCCGGCUUCUCACUGUUUGUUCUCAAAUUUCUCAUCCAGAUGUCACGGGACUUUGCCACUCGGUCUCUGAACAUGAGUGAGGAAACUCCUGAAGAUGAACCAGAGGACUUAGAGGAUGAACCAGUGGAACAUGAAGAAGAUGUUUUAUCUCAGUUUCAGAUGAGACGAACCUGGGAAAGCAGCCCACAUCCAUACAUAUUUUUCAAUCCUGAUGGGCAAACAAUGACAUUCUUGGGGUUCAACAUCAAUAGACAUACUGGAGAUCUCAUAGAUCAGCAAACAGGGAAGGUGUUAGAGCGACGAAUAAUGCCACGGAAUCUUCAGACUUGUCUUCAUAGCAACAAAGUCCCUCUGAAUGAAAACUUUGAUCAGCUACAAAGGAUGGAACGUUUAGAGAAGCUCUACAGUGUGAUGGCUCCAGGAUUUGACUAUUACUAUGACCCAGAUCCAACAUACGAAUUGACUACAGACAAUGUCAAAAAAAUUCUGGCUAUCUACAUGAGAUUCAGAUGUAACAUCCCUGUGUUAAUCAUGGGUGAAACAGGAUGUGGGAAAACUAGACUGGUCAAGUUCCUGUGUUCCCUUCAGUGUCCUCCUGGAAUUGAGGUUGAAAACAUGGUCAUCAUGAAGGUCCAUGGUGGUACCACAGCUGAUGAUAUUAUCAAGAAAGUUCACAAAGCAGAACGGCUUGCUCAAGCCAAUGCAGAGAUCAAUGCACACAUGUACACCGUUCUGUUCUUUGACGAGGCCAACACAACAGAGUCGAUUGGUCUGAUCAAGGAAAUCAUGUGUGAUGGGACAAUGGAUGGUCGACCAUUACAGCUGUCUGACAAACUUAAAAUAGUGGCUGCAUGUAACCCCUACAGAAAACAUUCUGAUGAGCUGAUACAAAGACUUGAAAAAGCUGGUCUGGGUUACCAUGUUGAUGCAGAAAAAACAACAGACAGACUUGGUCGUGUUCCAAUGCGUCGACUUGUUUACCGGGUCCAGCCAUUGCCACAGAGCAUGCUGCCACUAGUCUGGGAUUUUGGACAACUGAACACGACGGUGGAAGAGCUGUACAUCAGACAAAUGGUCAAUCAUUAUGUUAACAGUGGCAUGCUACCACGAAUAUUAGGGCUUGUUCAAGUUGUCAGCUCAGUCUUGAUACAGUCACAAAGUUUUUUGAGGAAACAAGAGGAUGAGUGCAGUUUUGUGAGUCUGCGAGAUGUUGAACGAGUACUCAAGGUUAUGUCUUGGUUUUACCAACAAUCUCGGGACAACCGAACUCUGUUUAAAAUGAUGGAGGCUGAAGAAAUGGAGCUGGAUGAAGAAACUCAUCAAGAUGAAGAAAGUGAGAUUUCUGAUGAUGCGGAGGAGGAAGAGGAAAGAAAUGCAAGGUGGCCAGAUGAUUUGACUAAGUCACUUAUUUUGGCUCUUGGUGUAUGUUACCGAGCUGCUCUGAGAAAUAGGGAUGAGUAUGAUGACCAUGUAGUACGCUUUUUCCAAACUUCAUGCAGUCUUCCUGGUGGAGUGAGACAAUUUGUUGAUGUCAUCACAAGGUGUCAAGAUGUUUUCCUUGAAAAUGUCCAACUGGAGGAGAACAUAGCUAGAAACCGGGCUCUGAAGGAAAAUCUCUUCAUGAUGAUCAUCUGCAUAGAGUUACGCAUUCCCCUGUUUCUUGUGGGAAAGCCUGGCAGCUCCAAAUCCCUGGCCAAGACCAUCGUUUCAGAUGCAAUGCAAGGCAACACAGCUAGAGAACAACUCUUUAAAGAGUUGAAGCAAGCUCAGAUGGUGUCAUUCCAGUGUAGUCCUCUGUCAGUAGCAGAAGGCAUUCUGGGAACAUUCCGACAGUGUGCUCAGUUUCAGAAAGACAAGGACCUGGAUAGAUUCGUGUCCAUCGUGGUGCUCGAUGAGGUGGGAUUGGCUGAAGAUUCUGUGCGCAUGCCACUCAAGACACUGCACCCAUUGCUAGAAGAUGGAUGCCAUGGAGAUGAAACACCAGAACCCUACAAGAAGGUUGCCUUUAUUGGCAUUUCCAACUGGGCUCUAGACCCGGCCAAGAUGAACAGAGGAAUUCUUGUCCAGAGAGAGGUUCCUGAUGAGACAGAACUUCUGGAGUCAGCCAAAGGAAUAUGUGCAAGUAAUCCUGGUGUUCUUCAAAAUAUCAAAAGACUUUUACCCGAGUUCGCUGAUGCUUAUAAAGCAGUGUUUGAAACAAAUCUUCAGAAACGAGAAUUCUUUGGACUUAGAGAUUUUUAUAGUUUGGUGAAGAUGGUGUACGCAUUUGUUGCCAAACAAGAUCGACCUCUCUGUUGGCACCAGCUGGAACACUCUGUACUUAGAAACUUUGGAGGCCUGGAUACUGUGGAUCCUGUUAAAAUCUUUCAAAAAAAGAUUACAACAUUAUUUAAAGGGGAAGAGCGACAUGAAGAUGAUCCUGUCAACACUACAGCUGGUCUAAUAGAAGCAGCUCUGUUCGGAGAUGGUACUGGAAGCGAAAGUCGUUAUCUUCUGCUUUUGACUGAAAAUUAUGGAGCUCUUGGAAUACUUCAACAGAUGGUAGGCAAACACAAAGUCGUAACCAUAUUUGGAAGCAGUUUCCCAAAAGAUCAGGAAUACACACAGGUUUGCCGAAACAUUAACCGUAUCAAAGUGUGUAUGGAAACUGGACACACAGUGAUUUUGCUCAACCUUGAAAACCUGUAUGAGAGUCUGUAUGAUGCCUUAAAUCAGUAUUACUCUCGACUUGGUGGAGAACGAUUUGUUGACCUUGGCCUGGGUACACACCGUGUGAAGUGUCGAGUUCACAAAGACUUCAGACUGAUUGUUGUGGCAGAGAAGCAGAUUGUGUAUGAAAAGUUUCCAAUUCCUCUGAUAAAUCGGCUGGAAAAACAUUUCCUGAGACUGAACAACAUAAUGAAUGCUCGCCAGUCCCAGUUUGCAGAUGAACUUUACCUCUGGGCAAAUCAAUUUGUGACAAAAUUUAAAAUAGGGUACAACACAGAACAAACCAUGAACAUUGCUGAUGCUUUCAUGGGCUACCACCCAGACACCACUGCUGCCAUUGUUUUACACAUGUGGGAUGAAAAAGAUGGCCAUAUUGAUGAUCAUUUCUUGGAAGAUUGCAAGAAGAUGCUGUUGUGGAGUGCUACACCACAUUCUGUUCUACGUCUUGAAGAAACCCGACUGUUUAGUGAGAAAGACUGGGCUUUGCAUACAUAUUUUACAGAACAGCCUCAUGAUGAUAUUUGCAGUUACAUUAGGUACAAGCUUGACAAAUUUACAAGCAGCAAUUUAUAUGCUCAGGUGACAACCCAUUCAAAGCUUUUGACUGACCAGGAGAAAAAAGAGAUCAUGACUUGCUUUGGCUUGACAGAGAACAACAUUAUUCUUCUUACUCUCCAGUCUUUUGACACGGAACAGCAGUUCUGUCAACAAAUCAAAACCUUUGUUGAGAAGUCUGGCAGUGGAUUGAAAGUCAUGUUGAUACAGUGUGGGUCUGGAGACAAGAACAUGAGUUUGAUAAAGAGUGCCCAAUACUGUGUUGAGGAUGAACUGCUUCAUGAUGACCGGGAGUUUGCUGUGUUUUUCAUUGUCCAGCUGUCCAGUGUGGCUGGUGGAUGUUUUACAGGAUUUAUGGCUGGAAAGUGGCAUUCUCUGCACAUUGAUGAGUUACGACCUGAAGGAAACCUUCCGUCAGUUCAUCAGCUCCACAACAACACUCCUGCCAAUGUGCUGCAAGGUCGAGCUCCCCGUGAAGAACCCACCAGAGUUACUCCUAAUGAUACACAAAUAGGACCCUUAAACAUGGACUCCCAUCUUGCCAGAGAAGUCCAGCAACAUGAGGAAAUGGAAUUGACAGAAAAUAUUGUUGAUCAAGAAAAUGAGGACAGUGCUGCAGUUGAUUUGGACAAUAUUGUUCUUGAAGAGGUGCCUCAAGAGGAAGUAACUCCCAUGGAUGUUGAACAGCCUGAUACAAGUCUGCCUGCUUACUUCCAAAAUCUGAUUCUAAGAUGUAUCCAGUCUGCUGCUGCACUGGUCAAAGAUGAUGUGCAGGAUUCGAAGAGGUCCACAAAAAGAAUCGAGAUUCUGCUUCAUUUUCUGGAAGACUCAAAUUAUAAAAGUGAAGAACUGUCAUUUUUGGUGGGUCUAAGCAACAUGAUAAUCAGAUUGCUGGAAGAAAAAGAAGUUGAAGUAAGUGGACCUAUAGCUGCUGGUUGGCUUGCUAAGGAAGCUGCUAAGCCAGAUAAUGUGAAAAAAGCUGGAACGUUCAGACGAUCCUGGCUGCAGUGUCUUGAAAACAAGAUAAUUACAGUGUUAGCUGGAGUGGUGGCCUUCCUUGACACGAACAGGAAUUUGGACAUUAUAAGAGAAAUGCCGAAUGAUCACUGGGCUCACAUUCUGUGGUUGAGGAUUCUGCACAGUCCCUCUGCCUGUCAGCUCCACUACAAAGACUUGCUGUCCCCAGAAACUCACCAGGAGCUGGGUGAGAUAAUUCCAUACAACACUGGAGUACACGGAAUGCCUUUCACAGCAGAGCUGCCCUUCUCGUGGUUACUCCAACAGCUUAUUGAAAAUGCUCUCACUAAUGCUGAAUACAGUCAUCUGCAAGAAAGUGAAGAGACCACUGAGACAAAUGCAGUAUUGGCAUUUGUGAGUCCCCUCAUUCUUGAGACUUCUUAUGGAAAGCUUUUGAAUGCAGUUUCUGCAGAAAUACGAAGUAACCAGAAAAAUAUUAUCGUGGCCUAUGUUAAAGAUUUUGUGCACACAAAAUAUCUGUGUUCCAGUCAAGAUAAACAUCAGAUUUUGUGUGAAGCCUUGGAAAUCUCAUCCAGACAAGUGAGGAUGGACAUAACAAGUUUGGACUUGAUGCCAGCACUGGUUGCAGUACAUUGUACUCACUCUCUUGUGAUGGGCAGACUACAGGCCUUCCAGGACAUUGAGCAGGUCUGGCCACAAGUGCUGGAUGCUGUGUGUCAGAUGAGGGAACAAGGACGACAUGCUCUUAUUCGUACUGAAGAACUGACACUGGAUGUUUUGAGUCUGAUUCUGCUUCUGGAGCAGCUUGAACCACAGAAAGAACAACUGAAUAAGGAAAAGGGAAGAGCAGAAUGGCUGGAGAAAGUCAAAACAUUUUCACCAGUGAUUCAAAGAAUUAUUGACAAUGUUGAUAAUGUGGACCUAGAUCUUGGACCAGUGUCUUUGGAAUACAUACAAAUAGCUAGAUGUUUGUGGACAAGAGUGAUAACUAUGAAGCUGUUUUUGGAGAGUUUCUCAGCCAAGGGAUCUAAAGAGAAUAAGAAAAUAUCUGAAAACUUUAUUGCACGAUGCAUGCCUCUUUGGAAGUUGCUGGGAGCAAAGGCAGACCUGAAGACAAUUACAUCAUUGGACAAGGUUGAAGUAUUUCUAAAAAGUGUCAACAUGGGUGUUUUCAAAAAGGUGUCUGAAAAACUGGGAUCUUGUUCUCACUGUGAAAGUCCAUUUCAAGCCCCUCCCAUUAUGUUGCCAUGUAAGGACAAGAUUUGCAAUAAAUGUUACAAUGACUUGCAGGCUCUUGAUCAUCAGUGCUGUCCAAAGUGUCAUCAAGAUAUACCAGCCAAUUUUAAUGAUCAGAAAACACCAGCAGAGAAAAAUAUAUCAACAGAACAUCUAUGUUACACAAGUGAUAUAUCAGCAGAACAUCAGUUAUUCCAGCGGUGUUGUAACACCUUCCUCAUGUCAGUUGUUUCUAAUCUCUGCUUCGGAGGAAAUACGGCACCUGAGGAUGCUGUCAUUGAAAGGAUCCUGACUUACAUCACAAGGAAGACGUCAUCACAAGGACUCGGUGCCUCAGAAAGACUACAGACAAAGCAGAUGACAGUGUUUGAUGAUCUGGUUGAUCCCACUCCAGUGGUGAGAUCGUUUCUGCUGAAGCUGCUCAUUCACAAGAGUGGUGACCAUGUUCAGCAAUAUCUUGAGGACUUUCUCAAACAAGCUGAAAAACUUGGACAACAGACUCUGCACAACUCUGGCAUUCUCCAGUUUAUUCUUAUGGUCAUUCAGUGCCUUGAGGAUCAGCUUCAUGAAACUGCAGCUAUGAAAGAUUUUGACAGUGAGAUGAAGAUGGCAACUCAGUAUCUCAGUCUUGCAUAUCAGUACAUCGAGAGUGCAAAUAUUGAUAUGGCCAAAUUACAGACCAUUGCAAAUGCAAGAUUUGGUUUGAUGACUGUAGCCAAGUAUCUUCACAUGCUUGUAAUUGAAGAAUCAAUUAUGAAAUCAUCAGUAUUCACAAAAAUGCUCUCACAAGCCAGGGACUUGAUUGAAAUCGAAAAGUUUGAUUGGCCAAAGAAGUUUUUCAUCAAGCAAUUGUGCAGGGAAUUUGGAACAGACAGCUACCACAGAAUUUGUCAAUGGGGUAAAACACCAUGGCUUGCUAUAGAGGAGCCAACUGAAAAGGUGAAGGAAUGUCCAGACAGAUAUGUGGUUUGUUCUUUACACUAUCAGAAGAUUCGCGACAUGGUGGCCAAAACACUUCUCGGAGAAGAUGUGACUCACCUAGAAUCAAUCAUUAGUGAAAUGGUCAGUCCACUGAAUCAGAUGUAUCUGUUCCUAGCCAUCCACCGUGAAGUCACUUUGAAAUAUGUUCAACCUGAUGUCCAACAAGACCAAGCCUUGGCCAAAGCUGUGGAAAAUCUUGACACGUUUGCUGACAAUACAGAAAGUAUAAGCAAUAUUGAUCUGCACCAGCUGCUACAGAAUCGCUAUGGACAACAAACUCAUCUGCUGAACUUCCAGCCAGGACAAAGUCUGAGAGAUCAGAGCAUCCUCUGCAUGCUGUUUCACUUUUCUCUUGUUCUGAGAAACUGUCCGGAAAAGAAGAAUUUCUUACAUCCACUGAUUGCUAUGGCUAAAGAUCCAGCUCUUUUCACUGAUACACUCCUGCCAACAAUGCCACAAGAUGACACUAAAAAGAUGAAGGCAAUUAUAUUGGAAAGUGUAGUAAAGGAGGAUAGAAAUGCACAAGUGGUGGUGUAUCGCUGUCCCAACGGUCAUCCAUAUGUAAUUACUGAGUGUGGUAGGCCAUACACGGAAGGCAGGUGCAAUGAAUGUGGUUCAAAGAUAGGGGGAGUUAGUCACAAAGCAUUUGAGGGAAAUGUUCAAGAUUCAGGAAUUGAUCAAACAAAGACUGGUCAUAUUUUGGGUGAUGCUAACCAGAGACCAAACAUCUCACCAUCAGAACGUAAACUGAGUGGUCAAGCUUGUGCCUUACUCAGACUGCUUACACAUGCAGCUCUACUCCUUGGCUGUGAUAUCAACCUACAAGCUGUUUCAUUCAUGGUGCAGCCAACUGUACAAAAUGUGUGUCAGUUUUUCUGGGACCAUAUUCAGAAAGAUAUAGAACAACUUCAUAGAGGUCUGGGAAAGAGUGUGGAUGACAUUUUUCUGAUACUUCAUUUCAUCUUUCACCAAAUAUCUGACGAAACUCAAGGAGUUGCUACUCCAGAGAAUCCAGUGACUCUGUCAACAAAAGAGGAAAGAGAAGACUGGGAAGAACAUUUUUCCAGCACAUUUAUUUCUCCAUGCCUACAGGAUCUAGACAACUUGCUGCAAAUGCUGAAUGAUAAAAUUAUUAAGGACAAUAAGAUUUGGUAUAUAGGACAAGACAAACUGCUGAACAUCCUCUAUGAAGUUGAAACAACGGAUGUUGAAUCAAUAGAAAAUCUUCACAACAUUCCCGAUGUCUGGCGUUACCGCUCACGCAUCACCCUGGAUCAUUUUCUGAGAGAAUUCCAGCUUCAGAUGGAAAAUGCCAAGAAAAAAGAUUGCAAUCUGGUCUUGAGACUGUUUCAGUCAGAGAACUAUUAUCUUCAGGCUAUGCAGUACAUACCAAGUAUUCUGACUCUUCAGCGCCACUUGAUGUUGAGAUACCGACGCCGACUCGAUAGAGUUGAGGGUUACAGAAUGACCAUUAAAGAUGUUAUCAGAACUGAAAGUCACAGCUUCAACAUGCAAGAACUUUUUGAUGACUUUACUGCGGCUUGGGAAUGUGUCAAAGAAAAACUUUUGGAUUAUGGAUGUUGGAGUCUGCAUGGUGGACUAGUCAGACUUCCACAGGAAUUCAGGAAUGUAAAGAUAACACCUGACUCUCAGCUUGCCAUCCUGUUACCAUCGAUGAUUGGUCCAGGACUCUGUUCUUACAUUCUCUUGGAGUUCCUUCUCAGAAAACACAAUGAGUUUCUAGAUUGCUACUGUGUAAUUACCAAACAAAGUGGUGUUCCUGAGGUUCAAGUAAAAGACCUGAAGGCAAAUCAUCUUGUUUGUUACCAUCCAGACAAAGACCUGUUGCCAUUGGUGCUCGCCAACUGCAACUAUUCUUUCAAGCUUGGUGAGGGAACUAAAGUGGAGUAUGACUUUGAUGGUUUUGAACAUCAGCUUAAAGAAAGGUUGUUGCAAGCUAAAUCAAAAGUGCACCAGCAAAGUGGAAUUAUUCCUCUGGAAACCAUGUUGUACCGUGCAGACACAGGCAGUGCUGUUGUGUUUGAAACACUACGCAACAAAGUCAAGCAGGAAGCCCUGAGUCCAACUGUUCGGCUUCAGGUCAGUGCAGAACUUCGCGCCAGUCUCCCAGAUAUCUGUGAUUCAAUAGACAACCUUGACAUUGCUGUGUGUUUCCUCAAGUCUCUUGGAGAUGAUGGGUCACAGUCUCUACAACAAUUUAUGACUGACGUGCUUAAAAUGAAGCAAACUAUUGCAAGUCAGAAGGCUCGACAAGUGUGCAAAUUUAAGCAUGUUCAGAGUCUGUGGCUUUUUCUGAACUUGGAAAAAUCUCAAGUUCUUGCAGUACAUAACCAGGAUGCUUUUGACAACUUGGGUCCAGAUAUGAAGAAGAAGCUGUCUGAUACUCAAACAAACAGUCUAGUUUGGUUCUGCCGACAUCAAAUACUGAACAAGCUGGAAUUUGUCCUCCAGGAGAUCUUUGAUUGCAUUCUGCUGAGGAUUGCACAGCCACAAGCUCAUUACGAUGAAGAUACUAGAGACCAGAAAGAUAUGAGUUUACGGGACAUAAUGCAUGGUAACAUUGACAGUCCUCUAUAUGAUUUGGAUUCUGUUGAGAAAUCUGUUAUGGAAGACAUCACAGACUUCCCAGAUGACAUCAAAGGCAGUCAAGCAACAGAGGCUUGGCUCACAGUUUAUAAAGAAAUAGAGGUCAUAAGAAGACAAGCUCUAUAGAGAAUUUUCACACUUGUGUUUCAUUAACUUAGAAGACUGAUGGAAUAUAUCCUGUGAAGUAAUGUGUAUCCUGUGAAAUAGUGUGUAAUCUUGUGAUAAAAUGUGCAUCCUGUGAACUAUUUGUAUUCUGCAUCCUGUAAAAUAUUUGUAUUCUGUCAAAUGACAUGUUUUAUAUAAAAUAAUAUGUGUAUCCUAUGAAAUAUUAUAUAGUUUCUGUGAAAUAUGUGCAUUUCCUGU